AAAAGCUCGCGAUACGCUUACCACCAAAAAAAAAGCUCAGCAACUCGCUGAGUCGGAGUCGCGAGACAAGUUUGCGAGUCGAGUCGAGUGGAGAGCAAGCAAGUGACUCUCUGGUCUACGUAGCGUUGUAUUCCAGUGUGUGUUAAAACAUUAAAAGCUAGGCUGGAAAAAGGACAACAGUUAAAUAGAAGAUACCAACACUAUUGGUAUCCAGCAGCGUCAGCGUUAGCGGUACGAAGCGAUACGGAUACGGAGCUGCAAACUCCAUUUGGCAUAAUUCCCCACACACACACAAUCGCACACACACACUCGGGAGAGAGUAAAAAGUCGAUUUUUCACCAACAUCAAGUUGUAUAUGUGCAAAGUUUCAAUUGCUCGAUAUUAAAUGCAAUUGCACUUCACUAAAAAGUUCGAUAUACAUAGUUGUUAUACGAAGAUAGAUGUGCGCAGUGAAAAGAAAAGCAUAUCAAGAUGUGCUCGAUGUGUGUGAAUCAAUUAUAGAUUGCACUUCUCUGUUGUGUUCACAAAUCGCAAUCGCAAUCUCAAAUCACAAAUGGCAAAUGGCAAAUAGCAAACGGCAAACGGGAAUCGCAAUCGCAAUGCUGAGCUCAUCGCAUAGAGCAUAGAAAAGUUUUGUGCCCCCCAAACAGCAGCAAAAACUUUCAACAUUCAACCACCCCUCAGCAGCAGCAGCAGCAGCAGCUCCGCUUCGCCUUGCUUCCCUCACCCCCUCUCGAGUCGUGUCGUGUAGCCAGGUCUCAGCACUCUGCACUCAACACUCUCAGGUCCAGAGCUGGCCUGUUGUUCGGUGUGAUGUUAUGUUUAUGGUAAUGAGCAAAGUGAUAAUGCGUGUGACUAAACGCCUCAAAGGCUGUUGAAGCGAUGCGCACUUGCCGGGGGCGGAGGACAGCCGAAGCCAAAGCCUUAGCCUUAACCUUAUCCUCAGCCAAAACCAGAAGCAGCGCCUGUGACCAAUAAAAAAACCGAAAAGCAAAACAUCCAAGGAGAGACAACGAAAAAAUAACGCAUACGUCCAGUACAACGAGAGGCAGCAGCAAGAACGCUAAGGACGGCAGCAAAACGACAAGACCAACAACAGGAAGUACGACGACCAACAUCAGGUCGACGAACAGGACGCGCACAUGGCGAGCUGGAGCUGGAGCAUCUUGUGCGCAACGCUGCUGGCCGGCCUCACUCUGCUCACGGUGACGCACACGGUGCGCAUUACCAAUCUGCGGGUGCCGCACACCUACACACUCGAACGUGAUAAUGAGCCCGAUCCUCUGGUGCUGGACUGCGAGUACGAAAUGGCGCCGCGGGAGAAGGGCUUCGUCCUCAAGUGGCUCUUCAACAAUCACUCCAUCUAUCAGUGGAUACCCUCCGUAAAGGGUUUCGCCAUGGGCUUCAUGAAAGCAAAGAUAGACACCAAAAUAUUCACCAUGGAGGGCAGUCCCGGUGUUAUAUCGAUAAAGAAUCCCGACUGGAACAUGACGGGGGAAUACACUUGUGCCGUGCAAACCUUUGAGUCCACGGAUAAGCGAAGUGCCCGCUUACAAAUAAUCGUUCCUGAAUCGGAUUUCAUGCUGGAGGCACGCAUGGGUGGCGAACAGACCGAUGUGGACAUUAUGUGCGCCGUGCAAAAUGUUUUCCCUCAACCAGUUCUAUCUGUCAUCUUCGAUACACACAUACUGGACUCGGUGCUCACGCAGUUGGAUCAGAAUCCGAGUGGUCUGUACAGCAUGACAGUGCGAACGCGCAUUCCUAGAGAUCAACUCGAAUCGCCCACACCGAUAACAUGUGCGUUUUUCCUGCUUGGCACAAACUAUACCAAACGCAGGGAGACUAUUUUCUAUGAUAAAGCCACAAAUAUACAACGCAAAUGGACAACAGUCGCCGUAGUUAUGUCGAUCGCAUCUUUAGCUUUAAGCAGUUAGUUUGGUAGUGUUUUUUGUAGGCUAUGUACGUAUUUGUUUUUAUGUUCGUAUAGAAUGUUUACAAUUCUUUAUUUCUCAUUUUUAAAUAGAAUUUUUAACGAUAAACGUAAUUUUUUGCGGUAUUUUUAAAAAAGCGCUUAUUUUGUAAAUGCAUGUAAAUGUAAGAGAAAACGAUAACAAACACAACAAACAACAGACAACAGACAACACUUACACACCCAUAAAUACAGACAGACAAACACUACUAAGUAACAAACAGACACUUAAACAAGACUCUUCAAACACACACACACACACAACAAACAUUCAAAACGAAGCUGAGAACAAACAAACAACAAGAACAACAAGAAACUAAAACAAAUUAUUGUAUUCAUAUAUAUUUACCACAUAAAUAAAUAUAUAUAUAUAUAUAUAUAAAUAGUUAUAUAUGAUGUAUAGGUAUAAUUGAGUACAGAAACGCUAAUAAAAAACGAAAACAUUAAAAGUGCAUUAAA
Molecule: messenger RNA, 2428 nt
Organism: Drosophila nasuta
Lineage: Eukaryota; Metazoa; Arthropoda; Insecta; Diptera; Drosophilidae
Exons: 6
Coding region: 1143-1934 (263 amino acids)
Source: RefSeq, a predicted model, not a curated record